AAGGAUUCGAGAGCAUCCUUCUCCAAACCUGUAUCGACAAGAUGUUUCAGCUUUGGAAGCUUGUUCUCUUGUGUGGCCUGCUCACUGGGACCUCAGCAUCGCUUUUGGGGGGACUUGGCAAUGACCUGCAAGAUGUUAUUGAUAAAGGACGUGAGCUCAUUGAGGAUACAGUUGAAACUGUGGCUGGGAACCUGAAGGAAGACCUUACCAGGCUUCAGAACUCCAAGAUUGGGCAACUGUCUGGGCAGGUGUUACAGAAAGCUGAUCGUCUGUUGGAUAAUGCUAUUUCUAAAGUCUUGUCCAUUGGGAAGAACAUUUUGGGGUUGAAAGUCAGUAAUGUCAACCUCCUGAAUAUCAAAACUGAACUGACUCCUGAUGGUGAACUUGGCCUGACCCUCCCCAUCAGCGCUGAUGUCGAACUGAACCUGCUUUUCAUUGGACAGACAGUUGACCUGAAGCUUUCCAUAGACAUCCUGUCUGGUGCCAAAAUUGAAACUGAGGAUGGCAAAUCCAAAGUGGUCAUGACAAAAUGCAACAGCGACCCAGCCAGCAUCUCACUGAGCUUGUUGGACAGACGCAAUAAAGUGGCCAACAGACUCGUAGACGCUGUGUCCACCUUCCUGAGCGAGACGUUGUCCACCAUAGUGGAGACGCAGGUGUGCCCAUUGGUCCAGCUCUUUCUCGACACACUGGGUGUGGAUUUUAUUCAGAAUACCAUUGAUGGACUUAAGCAGCAAUCAUCUGCCUAAAGAGGGCACAUGAGGCGGACUGCUGUGAUGACCCCCACUGGUUACUUUGCCGUUGUUUGGCCCUGUUUCCUCACAGCAUCUCCCUCUAGGAAGAUGCUGCCACCAUCACCAUCUGACUGGAGUGGAAGCCUGAGUCCAGCCAGAAG
Messenger RNA from Phyllostomus hastatus (greater spear-nosed bat), 895 nucleotides. RefSeq names its product BPI fold containing family A member 2 (gene BPIFA2). Gene Ontology annotation, molecular function: lipid binding. The coding region runs from base 42 to 749 and encodes 235 amino acids. The record is from RefSeq and is a predicted model, not a curated record. NCBI's taxonomy places the organism in Eukaryota, Metazoa, Chordata, Mammalia, Chiroptera, Phyllostomidae. The transcript is spliced from 9 exons.